Orycteropus afer afer is the source of this 1029-nucleotide messenger RNA. NCBI's taxonomy places the organism in Eukaryota, Metazoa, Chordata, Mammalia, Tubulidentata, Orycteropodidae. The record is from RefSeq and is a predicted model, not a curated record.
AUGACGUAUGACAAUGCCAGAGCUCCCUAUGAAAGGAAGGAGAGCAAGAAACAAGAGGAUGUGCCUGAGGACCAGCAUGUGCCUCUAGGGCAGGGGCUGCAGAAGGAGGAAGGUGCCCAGGACCCAGAGGACAAGAGCGAGGAAACAGCAGAGGACAUGGCUGCAGAGCCAUGGAAAGCCUCAAAGGCAAUUCUCUCCCCCUGCUUCCUUGGAACAGAUUGGAAGCUGCCGAUCCCCCUGGGACCUGUCUAUCCACCAUUAUUCUCCUCCAGUAUGAACACCAACAAACCUGGGGGACGAAGCUGGGAGUUGUCUCCGCGAAUAGCAAAGUGCUUCCCAAUCCAUGACGUAAGUCUUUCAAGGAUCCCUUCUCAGGGCCCUUUCCGGCAAUAUGUGGACAAGAAGGUGGAAAAGAGAUUGGCAAGCCGGAAGGAGCGCCGCAGCCGCUUUGGAGACGUAGAUGCUCACAAGCAUUAUCAGUUUGGACAGAUCUUCUCCCCCUUCCAGACCCUUGCCAUGACGCCUAGCAGUGUGCACCAGAACCCAGCGCGGCGCCGGGCUGAGCCGGGCGGCGACGGCCGCGGCGGCCCCGGCUCCAAGCUGCGGGCCCUCUUCGCGCACCCGCUCUACAGCGUCCCGGAGGAGCCGCCUCUCCAAGGGCCCGAAGACUCGCUCCUGGCCAGCCAGGAGGCGCUGCGGUAUUACCGGAGGAAAGUGGCCCGCUGGAACAGGGUGCAGGCAGUGGGCGGCGUGAGCGGCACUCUGCAGCUUGUUAAUGGUGAGCAGCAGGAUAUUGAUGGUGAUUUUGGGGGUACAUGGGUCAUUCUGCAUAAUUCUGUGGAGAACCCAGACAGCCAGCAGGAGCCCAACGUCUGGCAAGAAGAAUGUUGGCAGAGUGCCCUGCAGCGCCACUCCCCAGCCUCCCUCCUACUGCUCUGGAUCCCGGACCAGCUCAAUGUGAACCAGGUCACAGGCAGGAGGACCCUGCAUACCCAGCAUGGCACCCCCCAGAAGUGCUCAGGAGCCUAG